Messenger RNA from Neolamprologus brichardi, 1579 nucleotides. The record is from RefSeq and is a predicted model, not a curated record. NCBI's taxonomy places the organism in Eukaryota, Metazoa, Chordata, Actinopteri, Cichliformes, Cichlidae.
UCGGCAGUCAUGUCGGCGCUGAAGUCGAGUCGCUCGUUGCCAGAGUCCUGAAAAAAAUCGCCAGUGUAACUCAUUCUGCAGUUUUUAUACUGAAGAAUAAAGCGUGUCAAGAUUAUGUGUUGAGGGGAAGCAAGGCGUUCGUUGCAGUAUUGAUUUAUUUUGAGUCUAUCUGUUUUCUCAGUUAGUUGCUUGAGCCAUGACAUCGCUAUCAGAGGAGGUUCUGCUGGUGGUGAAAAAGGUCCGACAGAAGAAGCAGGAUGGUACACUCUAUCUGAUGGCUGAACGUAUAGCCUGGGGUCCAGAAGGCAAAGAUCGCUUCACAGUCAGCCACUUGUAUGCAGAUAUCCGCUGUCAGAAGAUCAGCCCUGAUGGGAAAGCCAAAGUCCAGCUCCAGCUCGUCCUUCACACUGGCGAGAGCACCACAUUCCACUUUGCCAACGAGAGCACUGCACUCAAAGACCGAGAGGCUGCCAAGGAACUGCUGCAGCAGCUGCUGCCCAAGUUCAAGAAGAAAGCCAACAAGGAGCUGGAGGAGAAAAACAGGAUGCUUCAAGAAGAUCCGGUGCUUUUCCAGCUAUAUAAAGACCUUGUGGUUAGCCAAGUGAUCAGUGCUGAAGAAUUCUGGGCCAACCGGUUAGGAGGCAUUAACAACACAGACCCCUCACCGUAUAACAACAAACAGGAAGUUGGUAUAUCUGGAGCAUUUUUGGCAGACAUUAGACCUCAAACUGAUGGUUGCAAUGGCUUGAGAUAUAACCUGACAGCUGACAUUAUUGAAUCCAUCUUCAGAACAUAUCCUGCAGUGAAGCAGAAGUAUAGCGAAAAUGUGCCUCAUAACCUGACAGAAAAGGAGUUCUGGACCCGCUUUUUCCAGUCCCAUUAUUUUCACAGAGACCGCAUCAACACAGGGACACAGGAUAUCUUCUCAGAGUGUGCAAAGCAGGAUGAGAAGGGGUUAAAGUCUCUCGUGACUCAAGGAGUAAAGAAUCCUUUGGUUGACCUCCAGUCGUUGGAGGAUAAAACAUUAGAUGAGGGUUAUGGAAUUUGCACAACACAGCCCUCAACUUCCAAUGCAAACAAGUCGGUGAAGGACAGCAGUAACUCUGCCAUUAUAAAGCGGUUCAACCAUCACAGUGCCAUGGUCCUGGCAGCAGGCUCAAGGAGAGGGGAGUUGGCGUCUGACCAAGCCAGUGAGACGAGCAGUACAGAUGGAAACUCGAGGGAUUCUGACUUCUUUCAACCUCCUGUUAAGAAGGUUAAACUACAGGAAGCCAUAGAAUUUGAGGAUCUGCAAAGGGAAAACAGACCAAAAACAGUCCCAUUAAACCUGAAGAAGUCUGACAGGUAUGCUCAUGGACCUGUGCCACUUCAAUCCCAGCAGUAUACAACUAGCCAAGAUAUCAUCAACUCUGUCAACUACAUCCGUCAUGAGAUGGCUAGUUACAAACCCAGCCUCACUCAGGUUAGAGCCCAGACUUUGUGUUUCUGUUACUUUAGCACUUGGCUAAAGAUGAUGUCAUCAGAUCUUAACCUGCAUUCACAUACUCAUUCAGACUACAAUUAGAUGCAUGCAUGCUAA